UUUGUGGUGGAAAAGUUUCUCUCUUUCGACUCCAAACACAGAGGCAGAACGUUGUGCAGCGGCGGGGAGGAGCAGUUGCAACUUUCAUCUCUCAGAGCUUCAAAUCCAACAAUCUCGUCCAAAAAAAGAUUCAUCAGUAGAGAUGUGAUUUCCCCUACGAGCUUUAAUUCCACCGCUGCUUGCACGACAAGCUGAUUGCCUGCUUUAUUCUCCAGUCCAGUUUCACUCCGCAUGAGCAGACUGCAGAGCGCACCAUGAUGAAGGAGAGGGCUGUCAAAGAAAUUGGAUUGGAUUCCUUGUC
Molecule: messenger RNA, 301 nt
Organism: Linum tenue
Lineage: Eukaryota; Viridiplantae; Streptophyta; Magnoliopsida; Malpighiales; Linaceae
Source: the annotation of a GenBank genome assembly